UUCUCCAAUCUUUAAACAGAUUAUACAUAAUACAGACAUGUCUGGAACUAAGGGUGGAAGUGGCAUCAUUGGUGGUGGCGGUUGUGGUUCCAGCAGUGGUGGAGGUAGUGGUGGAUAUGGCUGUGUUGGCAGUGGAAUAAUAUCUGCCCAAUGUGGAGAUACUGGCACAAAUAUACCAAUACAACAAUGCCAAGGCACAAGUACAGUUCAACAAACAAGCACAGAUCCUUGCCAAACAACUAACCCCUGUCAGCAGCAAGGUCAAGGGCAUGAGCACCAUGGCCACCAUGGACACCAUGGCCACCAUGGAGGACAAGGCAGCCAUGGAGGUGGAGGAGCCAAGAAGUAAAAAACUCACGAGGGAAAUCAACCUAUUUCUUUUACUUUGCUUUAAGUACAUUACAAACA
This is a messenger RNA of Xenopus laevis (African clawed frog), 408 nucleotides long. RefSeq names its product cold and drought-regulated protein CORA-like. Lineage: Eukaryota; Metazoa; Chordata; Amphibia; Anura; Pipidae. Bases 38 to 349 code for a protein of 103 amino acids. The record is from RefSeq and is a predicted model, not a curated record. The transcript is spliced from 3 exons.